Phacochoerus africanus (Common warthog) is the source of this 777-nucleotide messenger RNA. Its product is annotated as translation initiation factor IF-2. NCBI's taxonomy places the organism in Eukaryota, Metazoa, Chordata, Mammalia, Artiodactyla, Suidae. The record is from RefSeq and is a predicted model, not a curated record. The transcript is spliced from 5 exons. Bases 1 to 777 code for a protein of 258 amino acids.
AUGCCUUCCUGGGGAAGCGGGAACGGGUGUGAGGUGUGGGCCCCCUGCCUGGGGCGGCCUGGAUCAGUGCUGCACGACAGGCCUUCCCAAACGUGCAGCGUCCGAGAGGGCAGCGUGGUGGCUGGGCCUGACUUCGUUCAGCCGCCUGCUGGGGCAAAGCGACGCCGGCACUGGCCCUGCGUCUGCGCAAACCUGGAGAUGGGAGUCGGGGGACCUGAGGCUCCCAGUCAGAGAGAGGAGCUGGGCAUCUGUGUCUCCCCGAUGCGUGCAGCCUCACCCAGCUCCCCAGGAGCGGAGUCAAGGGAGCCGGCCUCACGGCAGCCUCCUCCAGAGGAAAGGAACCACCACUCUGCCCAGGGUCCCGCGAAGCCCGCGACAGCCACUCCAGGGGGUCCGGCCGCACGUGGUCCGAGGGCCCCGCCCCUCUGCGCUCCCUGCUCGCCCGCACUUGGCCGCGCGCCCCGGUGCCCGCUUGCCCGCUGCACUGCGGCCGGGUCCCCCGGCGCAGUGCGGACCGCCCCUCCCCAGGGCCCUGGCGGCGCGAGCCGCGGUACUCACACGCCAGCCAAGGACAAGGACGCGGCGACCAAAGAGGAAGGAUCGGCAACGCUGGACGGCAGAGGAAAAGGAGGACCGCGCGGGCCGCGCACGGGAAAUGAAGCAGCGGACUCUACCACGCACCCGGACGCGGGGGAAGAGGCUCGCGUGCACGCCCCGCCGCGCUGCCGGAGCCCCCCGCGCGACGCUCCCCGUGGGUGCGAAGACAGAAGCCAGUAG